This is a messenger RNA of Pectinophora gossypiella (pink bollworm), 367 nucleotides long. RefSeq names its product signal recognition particle 9 kDa protein (gene Srp9). Gene Ontology annotation, molecular function: 7S RNA binding. The transcript is spliced from 2 exons. NCBI's taxonomy places the organism in Eukaryota, Metazoa, Arthropoda, Insecta, Lepidoptera, Gelechiidae. Bases 101 to 337 code for a protein of 78 amino acids. Gene Ontology annotation, cellular component: signal recognition particle, endoplasmic reticulum targeting. Gene Ontology annotation, biological process: SRP-dependent cotranslational protein targeting to membrane; negative regulation of translational elongation. The record is from RefSeq and is a predicted model, not a curated record.
UUUAACUGUCAAUGUCAAAUCAAAUGAGCCAACUUGCAUAGUGUGGUUGGGAAAGUGUUACGUUUUUCUUGAAAAUAAGUAAUUAAAUAAAUCAAAAAGUAUGACUUUCAUACCAAAUUGGGAAGAGUUUGAGAAGUCCGCUGAGAUGUUAUAUUUACGUGACCCACUGAAUACUCGAUACAGUGUUAAAUAUUCACAUUCCAAGGGUGUCUUUUUGGUAAAAAUUACGGACAAUAAAAAGUGCCUGCAGUAUAAAACAGAAGUGCAGCAAGAUGUCCGAAAAGUAGAUAAAUUCAUAUCUAAUUUAAUAAGACAUAUGGCCUCUAAUGAAAACUGAUACCUCAUAAUAAAUUAUUUUUAUUUUUAA